AUGGAUAGUUUACAUGAGAUAAAUCCAGCGACUUCAAUUUCAAAAUUUCAAUAGACUGAAAGCAUUUACAUUCUUUUCCAUCGACUCUUCUUCAAUUUAUUUUGCCCUCUUAUAUUUACAGCCCAGUUCAUCCGUUUUCCUUCGUGGCUAAAGCCUCGUAAUAAUAAGACCAUCAUGUCGUCUCCAUUGAAUGCUGUACGUUUAUCCCUAUCAACAACUUGGUGGUCUGCAUCCAAGUCUGGACAAAAAUCUGACCGCAACUUCUUCAACAGCCCUUCUCUGGGGUUUGUUUUCUCAUUUUGAAAGUUUAUCAAUACUAACUCAGUGAUCCGAUAGAUUAAGAUGCGAAAGAAGAAGAACGUCAAGAAGGGUAUUCAGUUCUGUUUGAUGGUUUGCGGUGCAUCAGGCACAGGUACGGUGAUACGAAACACACGUAAAAAUGAGCGGUGGUAUUGACUGGAUCUCUCAGGACGAACUACUUUUGUGAAUACUUUAUGCGGCACAAAAGUUCUUCCCGGCAAGGACUCCGAUGAUGCUGCGAAUGCUCAUCUUGAGGAGGGUGUUAAGAUUAAGCCAAUCACAGUUGGUCGGUAGCACUUUGAUCUAGCCAUUGACCGAAAUUAAAACCCGACUAACACAUUAAUAGAGCUGGAAUUAGAUGAAGAAGGAACUCGUAUUUCACUCACAAUUGUCGACACUCCUGGCUUCGGGGACCAAAUCGACAAUGAGGCAAGGUAGGAGGAACAAUUUACAACGUGAAGAUUUCGAGCUGACAUAUGUGAAGUUUUGGAGAAAUUGUGGGUUACCUGGAGAGACAACACGACGGUAUUUUGGCAGAGGAGUCCCGUAUCAAGCGUAAUCCUCGUUUGAGCGACAACCGUGUGCAUGCUCUACUUUAUUUCAUCACCCCUACCGGCCACGGGUAUGUCGAAUCUCAACAUUUAUUUUGCGACUCAAAGCUGACGUGUCUCAUAGCCUCCGCGAAUUAGAUAUCGAGCUCAUGAAGCGCCUCUCCCCCAGAGUUAAUGUUAUUCCAGUCAUCGGAAAAGCCGAUUCCUUGACACCCGCUGAACUUGCAGAAUCAAAAAAGCUUGUCAUGGAGGAUAUUGAGCAUUACAGAAUUCCUGUCUACAACUUUCCUUACGACAUCGAAGAGGACGACGAAGACACAGUUGAGGAGAAUGCAGAGCUUCGUGGUUUGAUGCCAUUCGCCAUUGUAGGAUCCGAGGAGGUUGUUGACAUUGGUGGACGCCAAGUUCGUGCAAGACAAUAUCCAUGGGGUGUUGUAGAGGUCGAUGACCCGAGACAUUCAGACUUCCUUGCCAUUCGAAGUGCUCUUUUACACAGCCAUUUGGCAGAUUUGAAGGAAAUCACUCACGAUUUCUUGUAUGAAAACUACCGUACCGAGAAGCUUAGCAAGAGUGUUGAUGGUGGCCGUGGGAAGUAUGUUUUCGUUCCGAUUUAAUUGUACUUGACGAAUGCUAAUGACUUUACAGUGAUGCUUCUAUGAAUCCUGAAGACUUGGCCUCUCAAUCUGUCCGCUUAAAGGAAGAGCAACUCCGUCGUGAGGAGGAGAAGCUCAGAGAAGUCGAGAUCAAAGUACAAAGAGAGAUUGAAGUUAAGCGACAAGAGUUGUUAGCUCGUGAGAGUCAAUUGAAGGAGAUCGAGGCUAGAAUGCAACGCGAGCAAAGUGCCCAUCUCGAGGCAACCAACGGAACACACACGUCAGCGGAUGCUGAAGCUUAAUGGUGAUAUGUACAGGGGAAAUGUGUUUAUGCAUAGAAACAUGGAUGGAUGACUGGUGGCGAUUGAGAGGCCUGUCGAUUGCUGCACACGCUUUCGUUCGGAUUUCUGGAGCUGGGGAUUUUCUUUUUGCAGGUCGUCGACGGCGCUGCAUUUAUUCUGGCUUUUCAAACAGCUAAUAACGUAGUUUCUUAUUGCCUUCUAAUGUGCAGCUAAAUCGAUAUUUAUUUCUUACUAGGUCAAUAAUUCUU
Messenger RNA from Sclerotinia trifoliorum, 1994 nucleotides. NCBI's taxonomy places the organism in Eukaryota, Fungi, Ascomycota, Leotiomycetes, Helotiales, Sclerotiniaceae. The record is from the annotation of a GenBank genome assembly.